CUGCAGUCCCAGGGCUGAGAGAUGCUGGGACUGAGCUCUUGAUGUUGGUCCCAAGGACUGUGCUCACAGCUGCCUGUCCCCCCUUCUCCUCCAGGAGUGGGCAGAGGAGGAUUUUGGAUGUCUUUUCCCUAUUAGGAGAGGCGGGUUCAGUGCUGACUUGGGUUCUGCAGAGGAGACAGCUCUCUCCUUCCCUGCUCACUCCCUCUGUCUCUUUACUGGGGUCCUAGUUUUGCAGCCUGGUACAAGGACCCUGGAUGGAUUGCAAGCCUUAGGGAAGCACUGUAUGGAAUUCCCCCUGACUCUCCUUCUGUUCUAGGUGUCGAUGAUGGUCCGGUUUCUGAUCGGUUUAUUGCUUCCGGUACUGGUCUUCGCCGCUUCGCCUCCCAUUAAUAGGUUGGCACUUUUUCCAGAUAAAAGUGCCUGGUGCGAGGCUAAAAUCAUCACACAAAUAGUGGGGCACAGCGGCUGUGAGUCCAAGUCUAUCCAGAACAGGGCCUGCCUCGGUCAGUGCUUCAGUUACAGCGUCCCAAACACCUUCCCUCAGUCGACGGAGUCUCUGGUGCACUGCGACUCGUGUAUGCCGGCCAAGUCCAUGUGGGAUGUGGUCACGUUGGAGUGUCCAGGGAACGAGGAGGUCCCCCGGGUGGACAAGCUGGUGGAGAAGAUCUUACGUUGCAGCUGUCAGGCAUGUGGCAAGGAACUGAGCCAAGAAGGCGCUAUGUUUAACGUCUACCUCAACACCGCCGAGGAGGCGCUGUCCCCUGCCGAGAACAUCGGGCGACACCAGCACCAGCAGGAAGAGGACACCCCCCCUACCGCUCAGCGGGAUGGAGAAAGUGAGGAAUAAGCGGGUGUCCAGCCAAAAAGACUGCUGCGCCAAGACAAUGCUGCGCCCCCAUCCAGAGACUAAGCCUGGGACCACCACACGGACUAACCAUCCAUCUGACUCUUCCAUGGUGCACGUCUAUAGCCAGUGGUUUACAGUAUACGGUCGAUCUCUGAACCCAGUGACAUCCGUAUCCUGGACUGAUCCUGAGUGUAUGCCUCGUAUACUCCAGUCACAUCCAAAGCUGCAUUCUUCUUCUGAGCUGUAGGAUCUUAAAGGGCUUUUCCAGGAAAAAAAAAAAAUUGGCCAGAAAGGGUGUAAAAUGAAAAAGAAUCAUUCCUCACCUCACCGAUCCACCCACCGCAGCAGUUCCCAGGUCUUCUCCAUUCCCCUCUGCUCUCCACUUCCUGGAAAUACCAGGAAAGGACCAAUGACUGGCUGGGCCGGUUUACCACUACCACCAGUGAUUGGCUGAGGAACAGGAAGUGAAGAGCAGCAGGAACCAGAGCAGCAGUGGAACUGAAUGGUGGCGGGGGUCAGUAGAGGUGAGUGUGACCCUUUUUUUUAACCCUCAAUGGCCUUUUUAAAAGAAAAUUCUCUGGAAAACCCCUUUAAAUCUCAAAGCUGGUCCAGUGUAUGCCAAACAGCAGUGCAUCACUGACAACCACUGCAACCAUUGCAGCGUUCUUAGGAGUUGUCACCCAGCAAUCCACAGACAGAUUAUUUUUUUACUUUUUGUCUAUAACCGCUUAUUCCUUCUCUACCACUGCUCUGCUUGCGCGAAUGUCAGUCUUCACUGCCAUUCCUUUGCAUUCUAUUCAUGAAAUGGGAAUUUUCAGAGGAAUAGUGCUGCUGCAUGGCAUUGUGGGAGAGCACAUACCAUAAUAACUGGGAAUGUAAAUUGUAGGAAGAAUACAUUAUUAUGGUUGUCAUCAGUAUGGCGGUAAGUAGUCAUCAAGGUGUCAGAAAUCAUCUUCACUAAAUCAUUUCCGUUCUUUUCAAUGGUUUUGUAUGAAAAGUGGGGCCUCCUGCUGGCGGUGCGUAAGAACUGCAUACGCCUGCCUACUCCACUGUCGUCAGUGCGGGAUCUGUUAUAAUCACACACCGACUGAUUCGAUUAAGGUGGCGUCAUGGAUUCAUCCGU
Molecule: messenger RNA, 1970 nt
Organism: Bufo bufo (common toad)
Lineage: Eukaryota; Metazoa; Chordata; Amphibia; Anura; Bufonidae
Product: neuroblastoma suppressor of tumorigenicity 1
Exons: 4
Coding region: 323-847 (174 amino acids)
Biological process (GO): animal organ morphogenesis
Molecular function (GO): receptor ligand activity; BMP binding
Source: RefSeq, a predicted model, not a curated record